AUGAGCAAAAACGAUAACCGUUUUGAUAAAAUAAAAUAUGACCCAAAAUUUUAAAUGAUGUCUAAAAAAGACAGAAAAGUAAAAAUAGACAAUCGUUUUUCAUCUAUGCUUACAGAUAAGAAAUUUAAAAUAGUCUCUAAAACUGAUAAAUAUGGUCGCGAAAUAAAAACAGAUGACAAAAUAAAUAAGGAACUUUAAGAUUUUUAUUAUUAAUCAGAUGAUGAUAAAUAAAACUAAUAAAAAAAUUAAAAAAAGAACCUAAAAAAAUAAUAAUAAUAAGAAUAUGAUGAAUCAUAAUAAUCUGAUUAAAGUUUUUAAUGGUCAAAAGUAAGUUCUACUGAUUCUGAAGAAUUAGAAGAAAUAAACGAAGAUUUAACAGAUGAACCUGAGUUUCAUUAUGGAAUUUAAAAAGAGAAUGUUCCAUUAUCGGAAUAAUCAAGUAGUAAACUUGCUUUAGUAAACUACGAUUGGAUGAAUAUUAAAGUUUAAGAUUUAAUUUUAUUAUUUAAUUCAUUUAAAGGAACCGAUGGUGUUAUUAAUCGAGUUUCUUUAUAUAUUUCUGAUUUCGGAAAAUAAAAAUUAGAAGAAGAAAAUUAAAAAGGGCCUUAAAAUAUUUGGAAAGAGGAAAAAAAUGUUUCAAUUGUUUAAAAAAAUGAAAAAAAUAAAGUAAAAAAAUUGAUGUUUAUAACCAUAAUGUGAUAGCUAAUGUUAUAGACGAAGACUGUGAUUUGGACCCUGUAAAAUUAAGGGAAUACGAAAAAUAGAGAAUGAGAUAUUAUUAUGCAGUCAUAGAAUGCGAUAGUAUAAAAACAGCAGAAAGAAUCUACGAAGAAUGUGAUGGUUAAGAAUUCGAAUUAUCAAAUAUUCCAAUUGAUUUAAGGUUUGUGCCCGAAAAUACUAUUUUUCCUUACGAACCAAUUGAUAUAUGUGAAUAAAUUCCCGGAGAUGCGGAAGUAAAGAAUAUUAUAUGUAAAAGUAUUGGACAUACUAAUGUUAAUUUAACUUGGGAUUAACCGGUUUUGGAUAGAUUUAAAUUCUUGGAAGGAAAAAAAGCGAAAGAUUUAGAUAAAAUAGAUUGGUCAAAAUAUGUUGGGAAUGAAAAUGAAGACGAAGAAUGGGAUAAUAUAGAAAAAGAAAAAACAAUAUAAAAUAAUAAUUUAGGAGAAAUCGAAGAAUUAGAGAGAUAAAUUUUAGAAUAGGAAGAGGAUUUAAAAAGACUGAAAAAAGAAAAAAAAGAGAAAAAUUAAAUAGAAAUUAAAUUUAAUUAAGGUUUUGAAGAUUUAAUGGGGAAAAUUCAGGAUAAAAAAUUAAAGGAAAAUGAAAACAUUUUCGAAACUAAAGAAAGGAAAAGAAAAGAAAAAUAAAAUAAAAGGAAAACUUAAAUGAUGGAAGAUAGAAUUAAUG
Molecule: messenger RNA, 1404 nt
Organism: Ichthyophthirius multifiliis
Lineage: Eukaryota; Ciliophora; Oligohymenophorea; Hymenostomatida
Product: nucleolar pre-rRNA processing protein, putative
Exons: 2
Biological process (GO): rRNA processing
Molecular function (GO): RNA binding
Source: RefSeq, a predicted model, not a curated record